Penicillium concentricum is the source of this 996-nucleotide messenger RNA. RefSeq lists its product as uncharacterized. The transcript is spliced from 3 exons. The record is from RefSeq and is a predicted model, not a curated record. The coding region runs from base 1 to 996 and encodes 331 amino acids. NCBI's taxonomy places the organism in Eukaryota, Fungi, Ascomycota, Eurotiomycetes, Eurotiales, Aspergillaceae.
AUGACGGUCAUUGCUGUGGCUGGUGGAACUGGUGGAGUGGGCAAAGCUAUUGUUGAAAAAUUGCUCGACUCUAAAUUUGACAUUGUCGUUUUAUCUCGCGGAGUUAAACAGGACUUUGCUUCGCAGAAUAUACAAAAUGUGCAGAUCAACUACGAUGAUAUUUCAUCAAUGACACAUGAGCUUGAGCGAUACAACAUCCACACCGUCAUAUCCGCUAUUGGUCUUGUUUCCGAUGAGACAAGUCAGUCUCAGUUGAACUUGAUCAAAGCUGCAGAGAAGUCGGUAUCGACGAAAAGAUUCAUCCCCAGUGAAUACUCAUUUGUCCAAACCACUGAGUUACUCCCGAUUGACCCUAGCAUUCAAUACUGGCUUGAUGCGGCAGAUUGUCUCAAGGCUAGUGGCUUACAAUAUACCAGGGUAAUCCCUGGUUUCUUUAUGGACUAUUGGGGAAUGCCACAUGUCCAAACUCACCUGCAGCCCUUCACCUUUGGUAUUGAUAUAUCCAGCGGCACGGCUGCGAUCCCAGGAGAUGGUAACAAUGUGAUUUGUAUGACAUAUACGUACGACAUGGCUACUUACCUGGUCAAGGCACUUGACCUUGAGGAAUGGCCUGAGCUCAGUGUAAUCGUUGGAGAUGAAGUUACCUACAACCAGGUUCUCGGUAUGGCGGAAGAAUUCACCGGUAAGAAUAUCGCACGCCCUUACUUGGGAUACAUCCGCAACCUAAUAAUAAUUUCCGAAACAGGCAAGAAAUUCAAGGUAGCAUAUGAUAGUCUGGAGCAAAUCAAGACUGGUGAUGUUACCGUCCCUCCGCAGCCAGAGGGAAUGGAAUGCUCAUCGGACGAACUCAAGGAGGUGACUGCGUUAGUGAGCAGACUCACAGUCAACAAUGUCUUUCAAUUGCCGGAGGAUCGUCUCAAUACUCAAUUCCCAGAGGUGAAGCCAAUUACGAUGAGACAAUUCCUGCACAAUGCUUGGAAUAGAAAUAUUACAUAA